Sesamum indicum (sesame) is the source of this 1065-nucleotide messenger RNA. Lineage: Eukaryota; Viridiplantae; Streptophyta; Magnoliopsida; Lamiales; Pedaliaceae. The record is from RefSeq and is a predicted model, not a curated record.
AUGGCUCUAGCUCAUAAGUACAUAGACGAGGAAGAGAUGAACGCAACGAAAGAUUCUGAGCGAAGGGAACGCGAACAAUUGUCUAGGCAACCAUAUGAUACAAGAGAAGGUGGAGGGAGUAAGCCAAAACAAGAAAAACCCAGAGAGCCAAAGUAUCAGCUUAAGUACCACAACUACACUCCGUUGGCCAUAUCACGCGAGAAGGCACUGAUGAUGGUCGAAAAUGCAGAUGUUCUGAAAUGGCCAAGGUUCCACCGCGAGAGGGGGCACAAUACGGAGAAAUGCUUCCAGCUUAAGAAUGAGAUUGAGAGGUUGGGGGUUCGAGCUCGGGAGACUCGAACAGGACCAGGAAAAGAUGCGCUGGAACCAUACACUCGAACAGAGCUGAAAGUCGAGGAGGAAGAGGCCAUUUCCUUUAACAACUCAGACAAGUCAGAAGAAAACGGGGAGAUGAAUGAUCCAAUGGUCGUCAAACUAGACAUAGCAAACUUCACCGUCCACAAAGUGUUGGUAGAUAGUGGGAGCUCCGCGGAUAUCAUCUUAAAAAUCGUGCUCGAUAAAAUGGGUCUAGAGAACAUUCGUUUGGAACCAGUGAAAACCCCAUUGGUCGGUUUCGGUGGGAGCGAAGUAGCAUCCUUAGAAAUGAUCGAGCUGCCAGUGUCUAUGGGAGAUGAACCUAAACGAAAAACUAUGAUGGUGAAAUUUUUGGUGGUAGACACCCCGUUCACGUACAAUGUGAUCUUGGGUACACCCGGCUUGAAUUUGUUUAGGGCCGUCAUCUCCACCUAUCACAUGAAAAUGAAGUUCCCUACGGAUAAUGGGAUAGGAGAGGUAGCCAACGACCAGAGAGAAGCUCGGAGAUGUUACAAUUUGUCGCUGAGGAAGGAACCCGGACAAAAGAGGAGAAGGAUGGGGGAGGACGCAGAGCCCAGACCGUACGAAGCCGAGCACAUGAAGCCUAGCGACGAUUACAAGAGCGUGCAGCUCGAACCGAGCAAACAAGGAAAGUCCACUAGGAUCGAAGCGAACUUGGGAGGCAGCGAGAUGGCCCUGAUCGAAUUUUGA